Messenger RNA from Erinaceus europaeus (western European hedgehog), 1448 nucleotides. It is a transcript of the gene CAMK1, whose product is annotated as calcium/calmodulin dependent protein kinase I. Gene Ontology annotation, cellular component: intracellular anatomical structure. The record is from RefSeq and is a predicted model, not a curated record. Gene Ontology annotation, molecular function: calmodulin binding; calcium/calmodulin-dependent protein kinase activity; ATP binding. Lineage: Eukaryota; Metazoa; Chordata; Mammalia; Eulipotyphla; Erinaceidae. The transcript has 12 exons. The coding region runs from base 147 to 1259 and encodes 370 amino acids. Gene Ontology annotation, biological process: peptidyl-serine phosphorylation.
CUGGCGGCGCGUAGGCCAGCGCAGAGGCAGCGGCGGGCAGGCAGUCGGACUGCAGCAGAACUCGGUGCCAGCACCUCAGGCCUCCCAGCCAGCCCCACGGCGGCGGGGCAGCCGCAGCCCUGGCUGGGGCCACAGGGCGGUGUGCCAUGCCGGGUGCCAUGGAAGGCCCCAGCUGGAAGCAGGCGGAGGACAUUCGGGACAUGUACGACUUCCGGGAUGUCCUGGGCACGGGGGCCUUCUCCGAGGUCAUCCUGGCAGAGGACAAGAGGACGCAGAAACUGGUGGCCAUCAAGUGCAUCGCCAAGAAGGCUCUGGAGGGCAAGGAGGGCAACAUGGAGAACGAGAUCGCAGUCCUGCACAAGAUCAAGCACCCCAACAUUGUCGCCCUGGAUGACAUCUAUGAGAGUGGGGGUCACCUCUACCUCAUCAUGCAGCUUGUGUCGGGCGGGGAGCUGUUUGACCGAAUCGUGGAGAAAGGCUUCUACACGGAGCGUGACGCCAGCCGCCUCAUCUUCCAGGUGCUCGAUGCCGUCAAGUACCUGCAUGACCUGGGCAUCGUGCACCGUGACCUCAAGCCUGAGAACCUGCUGUACUACAGCCUGGAUGAAGACUCCAAGAUCAUGAUCUCUGACUUCGGCCUCUCCAAGAUGGAGGACCCCAGCAGUGUGCUCUCCACAGCCUGUGGGACCCCAGGAUACGUGGCCCCAGAGGUGCUGGCCCAGAAGCCCUACAGCAAGGCGGUGGACUGCUGGUCCAUUGGGGUCAUUGCCUACAUCCUGCUCUGCGGUUACCCCCCCUUCUACGAUGAGAAUGACGCCAAACUCUUUGAACAGAUUUUGAAGGCCGAGUACGAGUUUGACUCUCCUUACUGGGACGACAUCUCUGACUCUGCCAAAGAUUUCAUCCGGCACUUGAUGGAGAAGGACCCAGAGAAGAGGUUCACCUGUGAGCAGGCCUUGCAGCACCCAUGGAUUGCAGGUGAUACGGCGCUCGAUAAGAACAUCCACCAGUCGGUGAGCGAGCAGAUCAAGAAGAACUUUGCCAAGAGCAAGUGGAAGCAAGCCUUCAAUGCCACAGCUGUGGUCCGUCACAUGAGGCGUCUGCAUCUGGGCACCAGCCAGGAGGGACAGGGCCACCCGGCGAGCCACGGGGAGCUGCUGACACCCAUGGCUGGGGGGUCAGUGCCAGGCUGCUGCUGCCGGGAUUGCUGUGUGGAGCCGGCCCAGGACCUGCCCUCUGCACUGCCCCCCCAGCUCUAGGCCCCUGGCGCCUAUGUGAGAGGCCUGGGGGGCCAGCCUGCACCCCCAACUCCCUUCCCCUGGAACUGGGGACCUCCCCUGCCUCGCCCCACCCCAGCCUCUCCCUGCUAGUCCCCACUACAAAUUUUCCAUACAAAGGUUUCUAUUUUAUUGUUCCUUCUUGUAAUAAAGGGAAGAGGAUAAAAACCA